CUGUUGGAGCCCGGAAGAGUUGAGCAUGGUGAUGAAGAUGAUCGAACCGAGAUUGAGGAGAGAGACGUGAGUCUCACCGAUAAAGCCUCCCGUUUGUGUUUCCCUGCGACAUCUGUCCGUGUCUGACAGUCCCUGCUGGAAGACAGGAGGGCGAUAUUAGUGUUUCUCCACUGAGUAGCUGGGCCACGAGGCUACAUGGUGUGUGUGUCCUACUCAGAGUGUGGAUGUGCGGGUGUCCAGAGAUGGAAAGCUAUGAGGAGUUCUGUCUGCGGAGUCUGGCAUUAUUGCAGGAGGAGGGGAAAUUCAAGAAGACUACAUGCGAGCCAUCAUGUUCCCUGAAGGCUCGCUCUGUCAUCCACUUCUAUGGAAGAGCUGUGCUUUCACCUCUGGUGCUUAAAGUACCAGAUGAAGAGGUUGACAAGUUGCCAGUUUCUAAAUCUGCAACAGUCAACGGCUACACUCUGGUCACUGACUCGCCUGGGCUCCCCAAAGAUGCUGGAUUUGGGGUUCAGACAAAUAGUCAUUGUGCUGCUCCAUGCUCUGAGAUUCCUGUGCUUAAUGAUUAUAAGGCAGUGGAGGAAGUGAAGGUGGAUGCCCAAGAGAAGAGUGAGGAGGAAGAGGAAGAGGAUGAGGAAGAGGACAUUAGUUUGGACAGCCUUCUUAAGAGAUCAAGGGAGUAUGUGAAGAAAGAGCAGAGUCAGCAGGGAUCAAAAGCUGUCCGCGCAAUGACCCAGUCUCCCCCACCUGAGACUGACUCUGUCAGUGAAGAGAAGAGCUGCAGCCCUGUGACGGACACAGGCAUUCAGUUUGGAUUCAGUCUGCACCACAGCCCUGUCGGCCCGCCUCAAAUCCAGCAUCAAGUACUGCGUGACUCUAGUCCUCAAAGGUCCAUCUGCCUCUCACCUAGUCUACCAGAACCAUUUUCUUGUCUCCCCAAUCCAGAGACCAGCAUAAGUCCUCGUCCACAGAGACGCAAACCACGCCCAGUUUCCACAGGCAACAUCCAUUUUUCAUUUCCCAUCGGCCCAGCAGACCUUAUUGCUCGAAGCCCAGGACGGUCAGAGGAAGCCAUUGGUGUGGUGGACUGGGGAGAUGCUUCAACACCUCCAUCUCACUGGAGCUCAGUGGGAAUAGAGGGCGUCAGCCGGACUGGCAUUCGUCGAUCCAGCCACUGUGGAACCAGUCCAGUGAAGGAGAACUGUAACCCUGUCAGUGCCUCGGUGCCCAGCUCAAUGGGUGAUCACCUGGCUGCAGGUUUUCGCCGGCGCUGCCACACUAUGGACAGCCAGCUGCAUACCUACCAUUCUGGAGCGGAGCGCAUAGACCGCAGCCAGGAACGCCUCCCUCGCUUCAUGGCAGGAGUUACACUGUUUGCUCCCAGUCGGCGCACACCUGCAGCCCCUUUAAACCAGUCGUAUGAUGUAGAGAAUCCUUCACUGCCUUUCCUGAGGCCCUGUGUGACUCCUGCAGACGAAUCUCCGGGGCCAAACAAUGGCAGGAAAACACCGACUGUCCUCAGACAUGCAGCUGAAGCACAGGCCCGCAAGACAGAUGAGACCCAGUGGCGAGCGCAGGCUCUGGAGGACAUGCAAAGACGUCUUGAGAAGGAGCAUGCCUUGCAGAUGUCUCUGCUCCUCGCUGAGCAGGAGAAAGAGCAACAGCGCCUCCACCUGGUCAGCACAUGGAAUUUAACAGUGACCAUUUUAUAUAGAAGUUUGCCCAGUCCUGUCCCUUCUAGUGCAUCCUCUCCAUGUCUUCAGCCUCCUCUUUAUCUGUGGGGUUCCACGUGGGGGGCUAACAAACCUCGGGCGAGGCAAAGUCUGGUUCUGACAGCUGAUCAGCAGAAAGCAUUUUGCAGAAUUGGUGCUAUCACUCGCGGCUUCCUCACACGCAGACUGCUUAAAACGGAGAAAGUCAAACACCUCCGCCAAACCAUUAUGGAUACGCAGGAGUUCAUCCGUUCAUUUCAAACUGAAGCUCUACAGAAGAGAAGCACCUACACAGCACAAGAUCUCGCCCUGCAGGAGAGAGUUAGAGCCCAGUUACGUGCAGCCCUGUAUGACAUCCAUGACAUCUUCUUUGAAAUGCCUUUGGAGGAUCGCUUAGCAUUACUGCAGCAGGACAGAGAGCUCCGUGUGGAGAGGAAGCUACGAGACAUGGAGAAAGUCAAGUGCCCCAAAGAGAGAGUGGCUCUUUCUGCUGCCACACAGAGGUCUCUGGACAGGAAAAAGAAGGUUGGUGAAUCUCCAGCACAGACUAGGAAGAUGCAGCAGAAGCCAAAAAGCCCCACUACCAACAGAGUCUUGAAGGCAAGCCAAGGACAAAAUGCCUCUGUCCCAGGACAGCUUAACCGUCAGGGGAGCUGGUACAGAAAGACCCCAGAGGAGAGGGUGAAGCGCUCGGAGAACCUGAAGAAGCAACACUCGCUGGGCUAAAGCAUGACACAACAUGCCCCGACCUGUGAACUUGAAUAUUUAGUCUUUUAAUACAAACCUUGUACCACUGAACUUUAGUCAGCGCUGCUAAUCACAUGAUUGUCCUUCAGUUAGCUUUGGAAAUUCACAUGAAUGUAUUCACACACAAAAACACGAUCACAGCGCUGUUGGUUUCUGUUAGUCACUGUUGCUACUCGCCGAAAUAAUUAGUUUCAACAGCUGAUUGUUAUGAUGAAGGAAAGAAUAAGUAGCUGUAGUUAAAUGUAAGCCAUACGAAGCUCAAUUGAAAACAUGUAAAAACAUUUCUGUGCCUAAGUACUCUGCCUUUGUUGUCUGUCAUGUUUUAGCAUGCAUAUAUUUAAUAUCAAAUGCUUAUAGCUGUAAGUUGCACACAGACAGUCACAUAAUGUAGUUGUUCUGAAAAUACAAUAUUUCAAUGUAUAUGAUUUAUUCCUUCAAGGGCUUUAAUUACCAAUUUGUGCAUUGUUUUGUUCUUUAUGCUAAGUGUACUAUAGAAUGUAUAGUACUCUGAGACUGACUCUGAGUCGUAUCAGGGUGUUUUAGUAUUUGGUUUAAAUGCCUAAUGAAACGGAAAAAAGAUAAAUAUCUGUGUUUACACUCUGGCAUGCUGUUACAUUAAUGUAGCUUCACAUGACCACAGAUGCACAGCCGGCAUUCAGUGUGGACUUUGUUUCAGAAAUGACUGAAGAAAAAUAAAUUUACAAGACCAAGAAACAAUAUAAGACAUUUUAAUGAAAUAGUAUUUCUGAAAUAUUGUGUGAACUGAUGCGUUCACUGCAGCACCACGCUGACUUCAUAUUUGUGCACUUGUAGCAUUCAGCAUUGAUGUUUUUCUCCCACAUUGCUGUGUGUGUCUUUUAAAGGAUGAUUUAUUUCAUUUAAAAUGUCAGAUUGUCUUUUUUCUUCAAUGUCCAGAAUAAAAUCUGAAGUUAUUUAAA
Molecule: messenger RNA, 3394 nt
Organism: Neolamprologus brichardi
Lineage: Eukaryota; Metazoa; Chordata; Actinopteri; Cichliformes; Cichlidae
Source: RefSeq, a predicted model, not a curated record